AUGUCAAGACAAUCAAGACACUCAAGUAAUAUAAUCGAGAGUGAUGAUAUUGAAGUUGAUGCAACAUUUGAAAUCUUUGAAGUCGUAAACACCGAUAAUUCCAACAAGAUGGAUGAAAAAAAUAAACCAACUAAAACUAUAAGUAUUGAAGAAAAAGAAUUAUUAUGGAAAAUCGAUACGAGAGUCAUUCCAUUAUUUACACUUCUUUAUACUUUUAGUUUUAUGGAUAAAGCUUAUGUAUUAUUCGAAGUACCAUCGAAUAUCAUUUUAAUAAAUACCAGACCCUCAGUUUGGAUUUCAUCUAUUAUGCUUGCAAGUGGUAUCAUAGUGAUGUCUACAGCAGCAGCAAAAGAUUUUCCUCAAAUUAUGAUAUUAAGAUUUUUAUUGGGUGUAUUUGAAGCUGGAUUUUUUCCAGGCGCCGUAUUUUACAUUACAAAAUGGUAUAAGAAUUAUGAAGAAAAUUUUCGAAUUAGCUUAUUUGUCUCUCUUGCUACAAUUGCCGGCGGGUUUAGUGGCCUUAUGUCAUUUGUUGUCGCAAAUAUAUUACAUGAAGUAAAUGGUUUAAGUGGUUGGCAAUGGGCAUUUAUCAUUGACGGUGUGUUGACAUGCGCUGUUGCGUUGUUCUCUUAUUAUUUAAUCCCGGACAGUGCAGAAACUGCCUCUUGGCUUACAAAAGAAGAACGAAAAUUAGCUGUUGAACGUUUAAAUCAUAGAUCAUCAUAUCAUCAUGAAUCUUUUUAUACUGAAAGUCAUCAGAUUUUAGAAGCUUUUAAAGAUUGGAAAAUUUAUAUGGCGAUGUUGUUAUAUUUUUGUAUACUUGCUCCUUUGUAUUCUUUUUCUUUUUUCAUUUCAUCAAUUGUAAACGGUCUAGGAUUUAGUAGUGUUGUUUCUCAAAUUCUUGCUGUUCCUCCAUUUAUUUUGGGAUCUGGUUCUUCGGUAAUUAUAGCUAUACAAUCUGAUCGAGCUGGAGUUCGCGGUCCAUAUUUAUUGUGUUGUUUGUUAGUAUCAAUAUUGGGUUACGCAUUUCUCCUUACGCAGAAUACUAGUACAACUGUCAAAUAUAUCGGUGCUUGUAUUAUUGGAAUAGGUUUAUUUCCAUGUAUACCUACAUCAAUUACAUGGUUAAUUAACAAUUUGGCUGGUGAAACUAAAUGCGCCAUAGGAGACGCUAUGAUGAUAGCCGCUGGUAACAUAGGUGCAGGAAUAAGCACCCAAUUUUAUAAAUAUAAAGAUGCUCCAUCUUAUAAAUUCGGUCAUAGUAUUUCAUUAGCACUUUUAAUUGUUGCUCUAAUUAUAACUUUAAUUAAAUUUCAUUUGUUGAAUAGAGCUAAUAAUAAUAAGCUUUUGAAAAAAUAUAAUAUAGAUAUAGAUGAUGAAGAGACUAUGAAGUUUGGAGAAAGGCAUCCUUCAUUUAUGUAUAGUUUGUAA
Messenger RNA from Dentiscutata heterogama, 1428 nucleotides. The record is from the annotation of a GenBank genome assembly. Lineage: Eukaryota; Fungi; Glomeromycota; Glomeromycetes; Diversisporales; Gigasporaceae.